Messenger RNA from Cynara cardunculus var. scolymus (artichoke), 1161 nucleotides. Its product is annotated as delta(12) fatty acid desaturase DES8.11-like. Bases 1 to 963 code for a protein of 320 amino acids. Lineage: Eukaryota; Viridiplantae; Streptophyta; Magnoliopsida; Asterales; Asteraceae. Gene Ontology annotation, biological process: lipid metabolic process. The transcript is spliced from 3 exons. Gene Ontology annotation, molecular function: oxidoreductase activity, acting on paired donors, with oxidation of a pair of donors resulting in the reduction of molecular oxygen to two molecules of water. The record is from RefSeq and is a predicted model, not a curated record.
AUGGAGAUUUGCUUCGAUUUUAGAGGUGGAUUUGGGGCAUUGGUUUUUAGAGGAGUGGUGGUGGACGGUGGUGGGAUGAGCGUGGACAUUGAGGAUGGAAGACUUGAUCUAGAGGAGAAAGAAGAAUUAAAGGAAUCUUGGGAACAUAAACAGAAGUUCAGAAAUAUGGGUGCAGGUGGUCGGAUGUUGGAUUCAUCUGAAGGCAAAGAUAUCCUCAAACGUGUUCCCGUCGAUCCUCCCUUCACGUUAAGUGAUCUAAAGAAAGCAAUCCCGGCUCAUUGCUUCGAGCGAUCUGUCAUCCGUUCAUCUUACUAUGUUGUUCAUGAUCUCAUUGUUGCCUACGUUUUUUACUUCCUUGCCAACACGUUGACCCUAGGAUUUCCUUUAUACCUCUUGACUAAUAUUUCUGGCAAGAAAUAUGGAAGGUUUGCCAACCACUUUGAUCCAAUGAGUCCUAUUUUCACUGASCGUGAACGAAUUCARGUUCUGRUAUCUGAUCUUGGUCUWCUUGCCGUUUUUUACGCAAUYAAGCUUGCUGUAGCAGCAAAAGGAGCUGCUUGGGUAAUCUGCAUGUAUGGAAUUCCGGUGGUAGGCGUACAUGUUUUCUUCGUUUUGAUCACUUAUCUGCAUCACACCCAUCUCUCUUUGCCUCAUUACGAUUCAACUGAAUGGAACUGGAUCAGAGGAGCCUUAUCGACAAUCGACAGGGACUUUGGAUUCCUAAACAGGGUUUUUCAUGACGUUACACACACUCACGUAUUGCAUCAUUUGAUCUCAUACAUUCCACAUUAUCAUGCUAAGGAGGCAAGGGAUGCAAUCAAGCCUGUUUUGGGCGAAUAUUAUAAGAUCGACAGGACUCCAAUUUUCAAAGCAAUGUGGAGGGAGGCCAAAGAAUGCAUCUACAUUGAACCGGAUCAAGAUAGCGAGCACAAGGGUACAUACUGGUACCAUAAAGUACUGUGAUCAGUGGACAUAAUGCGAUUUUAUGCUUAAAUUGUUCAACUGCGUUUGAUGUAUACUAAUAAACUUUGAAUCAAACUAUAGUUUGUGGGUUCUUUUCGCUAACAGAACUAGUCUGUUGUGGAAAAUUUGCUUAUUGGUUGUGAUCUAUUCGCAAGUAUUUGUUGAAUACAAUAAAUACUGGCACAAAAUUAGCUUCAA